AUGGAACACGUCUUUGAAUCUCCUGCAGAUUCUGCUCCGCCGCAGCCCGCCGGCAUUACUGCUGCGAAAGGUUCAUCGAGGAUCCUAAAUUCGUCACACCAUGGUUCACAAACUGGAACUGCAACCCAUGGAAUCGUGGCAGUCCCUUCCGCAAAACGUCUCUAUCGCGCUGCUGACAAUAGAUCAGUAACGAGAGACAUUGCGGCUCUAGACUUCUUGCUUGGCAUUCCUUUGGAGGCCGAGGCCGAAAUCAUCCGAGCUGGAUGGCUCUUACAGCAGCAGCAAGAGGAAGAGAGGAACGACUCUGUCUCGGAGUAUUCGUGGAAAGAAGAAAUCCUGGAGCCACCUGGUUCCGCCAAAGGAAAAUGGUGGGAGAAAUGGGUGAAGGACGGCGAUGCAGCUUGUGAGAGUAAGCAGAUUGCGGACGAAUCGAAACUUGAUCAGCCUCGUCCAGGUGACGACUCGGCAGCUCACUCUCCAAAGAAAGCUCUUGGUCUUGUUCUUCCGUCCUAUGUCCCUGGGCGACGAUUGGAUGGCGACGAAGCUAUUCAUGUUCAGAUCCCCUUAACCACUGAAACUCUUACAAAUCAGAAAUCCAUCGCCCGUCAAGCUGCAAUCCGUGACUGGGAGCUGAAGACAGCACAUGGACUAAAGUCAAAUCUGCCCCCGUUGCUUGAUGGCCGACUCUUCUUCUCCUGUGGCGGAUCGUACCCCAUCUCAACAUUCUCGUUAAUUCGUUACGAACCAAGGAAAGAAGAGGCGGCUCUGCGACGACAAAAACUGGAAGCCCGAGGUGGUGGAGGGACAAGCUUUGUCAUGCCAGCUCGAGACUGGAGAGGAAUCUCGUACCGAUUGCUUUUGCCAAGGAUUACUGACAAAAGACACAAAACAUUUAGCAAGUUCUCCUCCAAGCCAGAAGCCUUCGGUCGCCUUAAAGAUGAUGAACGCCAAGGAAAUGACAAUCACUCAAGCUCAUCGUCUAGUAGCUCGGACGACUCUGAUGUAUAUAUCCCAGGAGUUCUGGAUGACCCAGAGAUGGUUCUCGGUCGACACCGAAAGGUCAUGAUCGGAGAUCGUGUGACUGGUCCCAUUGUUUCAUCUACUAUACAAUUUGUGAAGCCAGCUCUUUUGAAAGCUGAACUCAAUAAGCAAUUCAAGGAUCGCUUUGACGGAUGGGAACCCCCGAAAUCUGCUAGAAAAUACAUUGGAGCUAAGGUUGUUGAUGGGGAGUAUAAGCUUAUGGAUCCAGCAGAGGAAUAUGAUGAUCGCUCUCUGGAUCGCCGAAACAGACAGAAUUCUGUAACCUCCAUGGCGUCUUCCAGUGAAGGACCAGCUGACAAGCAGAUCAGAAUGCCUCCGUCGUUGACCCUUUCGAAAAUUCGUUCACUCAAACAACAAGCUCUUAUAGCAGCUGUGAAGGCAAACUUGCAGGUCGGAACUGUUGCGUUGGCGAGCGUUUACUUUGAACGACUCUGCCUCGAUUGCAGAGUUGAUAAGUCAAACAGGCGCCUUUCCUUCGCAGCUUGCCUUCUCCUGGCUUCAAAGCUUAACGAGCCAAAUGUUGGGUUGGUGAUGAGACAUGAGGAAGCCCCGGGCGAUAAUGUGACAACGCGAUUGAAAUCAUUGGUAAAGCCAAAUAAAAGGAGCAGCACUAUGUUUGCCUCGUUGCUGGAGUUCUUCACCCAAGACUGGAGUCUCGGCCUCAAAAGCAUAUUUGACGCAGAAUGGGGGGUGUUCGCCGCUUUGAGCUUUUCAUUGCACGCUCCCCCCUCUCAGGUUGCCUUCCAUUUUAGACGCCUCAUGAAGACACUUGAAAGGAACCCGCGAACAUACCUCGGUGACACGAUGUUUGAUCAGUGGCAGGAUGCACUGGCGGACGAAGAAGAACGAAGAAAAGAGCGGGCCAAGCGAAGAGAGCGACGGCGGAGAAAGAAGGAGGGUUUUUUGCUUAACCUACACAUCGAAAUGCAGAACGAUGCCAUAAGGAGAAAAGAGCAGGAAGAUAUCCAAGAGAGGGGCCACGAAGGUGGUAAACAAGGACCCUCGAAGCCUCCGACGAGCCAAUUUAAGGAGAAAGCGACUGUAAAGAAGGCGGGAAUAAAACUAUUCCAGCGACUCGGAUUGCGGAGAUCGAUUAGUCAGGAGAACGUUGGGGAGCCGAUGCUUUCUGAAACAGAACAUACCUCGAAACGGAAGGUGGUUGUAGGGAUGACUCUCUCUCCUUCUAUGCCUCUACUACGACCGGCAGCCCCAAAUAUUCCGUCAAGGAAUGAGAUUAUUGCCAUUGAUAUACCACACCUAGACGAAAUGGGGUUAGAAGAAAGCUCUGUUGGAUCCCUUCAAAGCGAUAAGGGAAUUUUUGUGUAA
Molecule: messenger RNA, 2367 nt
Organism: Phaeodactylum tricornutum CCAP 1055/1
Lineage: Eukaryota; Bacillariophyta; Bacillariophyceae; Surirellales; Neidiaceae
Gene: CYCP2
Exons: 1
Coding region: 1-2367 (788 amino acids)
Biological process (GO): regulation of cell cycle
Source: RefSeq, a predicted model, not a curated record